UUCCGUCUCACUCCUCUCCUCUCCUUCCUUUCCUCUUUUUCUACUCCUCUCAUUAUUCUCUCCUCCAAUGUUUUUUCCUUUUUUUUUUUAUCUCAAUAAUUUCUCUCUCUUAUUUUGAUUUUUAAUCUUCUAUCAUUCUCUUCUCGCUGGUUGUUAACUCGCUGGUGGUCUCUGUAGCUAUGGCGUUCCGAGGAGGGGGAAAUGCCUCUUCUGGCAUGGGGGUUGCUGAGCAUAGUGUAAGCACAUACUUGGAACUGCAGAGGAAGAAAGUUCACCGCUACGUCAUUUUUAAGAUUGAUGAGAAAAAGAAAGAAGUUGUGGUUGAGAAGACAGGGGGCCCUGCUGAGAGCUAUGAUGAUUUCACUGCUUCCUUACCUGAGAAUGAUUGCCGAUAUGCCGUCUAUGACUUCGAUUUUGUAACUUCUGAGAACUGUCAAAAGAGCAAAAUCUUUUUUAUCGCAUGUGAUUUUGCUCUAUUGACCAACCGUUCUGUUCCCCUCGUGUUUCAGACCCUUUUGUUUGGGAGGGCGUGGUUUAUUACUUGCAGAUGGCAAGUUAAUCUCAUGAUGGAAUAUUUUGGUGCAAGCUUCCAUGCAUGUUGGCAAUGGCAUAAUUUUAUGUUUAAACCAGAGCAGGUCUCCUUCUGUAUCCCGAAUUCGUGCAAAAAUGCUGUAUGCAACAUCCAAGGACAGGUUCAGACGGGAGCUGGAGGGUAUCCAUUAUGAGAUUCAGGCAACAGACCCUACAGAGAUGGAUCUUGAAGUCCUCAGGGACCGUGCAAACUGAGAAUAACUUCGCUUUAAAGGCUUUCUAGAUGAUGUCCUUAGGAUAUUUCUGAAAAGACCUGAAGGAAUGCCUCUUUACUCGGCUAAUUCCUUGAACUUUUAGUUUACUGUGUUCUCUGUUUGUUUUUAAUGCAUUAAUGAAUAGCUUACGUAUCAAGUAAAUAACCUACACCUGUGAAGGCUGAUUAGGGGCUCCUGGGCCUACUAACCCCACAGCUGGGGAAUGGGAGCUCUUCCUUACUGUGAUGCUUCUCAGGUGCACAUUCGUAUUUUGAAUAUUGAAAAUUUGACUUUUAUUCUAUGGAAUCAAUGUUACGUUGAUGAA
Molecule: messenger RNA, 1110 nt
Organism: Prosopis cineraria
Lineage: Eukaryota; Viridiplantae; Streptophyta; Magnoliopsida; Fabales; Fabaceae
Product: actin-depolymerizing factor-like
Exons: 5
Coding region: 180-725 (181 amino acids)
Biological process (GO): actin filament depolymerization
Cellular component (GO): cytoplasm; actin cytoskeleton
Molecular function (GO): actin filament binding
Source: RefSeq, a predicted model, not a curated record